Mycena citricolor is the source of this 2761-nucleotide messenger RNA. The record is from the annotation of a GenBank genome assembly. NCBI's taxonomy places the organism in Eukaryota, Fungi, Basidiomycota, Agaricomycetes, Agaricales, Mycenaceae.
GUCAUUUCAUCACGCGUCGGCAACCACAACUUUCAGAUGCCGCCCAUAGCGCAGGUUCUGCGUGAACGGACGCAGGCGCUUACAGGGUCCAUAAGCACCCAUAGACUUCUUCUCUACGCUGUCUUCUCGUUCUUUGCCGUCUCUGCCGCCAUCGCGAAUGCAUUGAGAAACUACAGCAACUUCUACUCGGUGGCCAUAUAUCUGUCAAAGAGCAGCAGGAGUGUGCUCGUUCUCGCCAACUUUGGAUUCAUUGCGGCACUGUUGACGGCUCAUGUGGUUCAGAAAAUCUUCUUCGGUGCGCUACGCCCCAGCGAAGUCGAGCGACUAUAUGACCGCCUGUGGUUCUUCGUCACCGAGUCUCUGUUAGCAUUCACCAUCUUCCGGGACGAGUUCGACGCGACUUUCAUUAUGAUGUUCGGAUUUCUACUUUUCGUGAAAGCUUUCCACUGGAUCGCUGCCGACCGCAUUGAAUGGAUGGACCAACGGCCGUACCCGGGACCACCGCUUCUUUUCCACGUCCGCAUGAGCGCGUUGUUCUUUCUGCUCUGGAGCAUCGACUUCCUCGUCUUUAUGUUUGCUGUGGACAGUACCAUCGUAAACGGGAUUGGAGGCAUGGUUCUGUUUGCCAGCGAGUAUGGUAUCCUCAUGGCCACCGUUUCAAAUACGGUCUGCAAGUACUUGCUUUCAACGUACGAGUUCCGCCGUGCCAGUCAACGCGGAGGCGAAAACGCGCCUCAAUGGGAAAGCAAGAGCAUGUGGAUAUUUUAUGUCGAACUGGCGACUGGUGCGUCCAUCCUCUUGAUCCAAGGCGUCAUUGACUCCGAGGCAGAUUUCUUGAAGUUGACCACGUACUUGGUGUUCUUCCUGGUCAUCAUGACUUUCUACGGUCUUCCGCUCAACAUCCUGCGAGACGUGUAUGUCACCACUCGUUCACUCAUCACGCGACUCUCCUCUCUGCAUCGAUACCAGACUGCUACUCGCAAUAUGGACCAGCGAUAUCCGAAUGCUAGUGAGGCGGAAAUGGCUGCCAUGUCUGAUCACACAUGUAUCAUCUGUCGUGAAGAAAUGGUCUUGCCUGCACCACCUGCGGAAGCUGCUGCUGCCCCGGGAGCAGCACCGGCACCGGCACAAGACGGGCCGAAUACCACACCCAAGAAGUUGCCUUGUGGACACAUCUUCCACUUCAAUUGUCUUCGUUCUUGGCUUGAGCGUCAACAAAGCUGCCCCACCUGUCGGCGGAAUGUUCUCGAACAACCUCCGCGGCCCGCCAACAAUGCUGCAGCUCAAGCGGCAGCUGCCGGACCCGGAGUGAACCCUGCAGCUCCAGCUCCCGCUGUUGGACAGAAUAAUGCAUUCGGCUUGGUCAACAGAUGGUUUCCGCAACCUCAGCAGCCUAAUCACGGUCAAGCCGCUCGACCCUUCCCAAAUCUCAACGCCCAGAAUCCAAAUCCACCCGGCCAGCCGAUUUUAAUCGAAUAUCACGUUCAGCAACAGAACCCUCGCCAACCAGACCAACCAGCAGUCCAGCCACCGCCGCAAUUCCAAGGCUUUCCCGGUCCUGACGGCGCAUGGCAACCGUGGCCUCCAAUUGACGACGGUGCGCAGCAACCGCAUGAUCCUGGCGAGGUUCUUCCCGCCGCUUCAUCGGAUGCGACAUCGGUUACUCCGGCGAGCGACACACCACCAGAACCAUCAGCUGCGUCUCCAGCGGUGGCGUCGUCUGCAACCCCGUCUACUCCUCGAGAAGCUGCAGCUUUGGCUGCGUUGCGGCGAUUCAACAGUGGUGGGACGUCUGCUGCUACACGUGGGGAUAGUGCCCCUCAAACUGCUGGGCCGUCCCAAACAACUGGGCAAGAAGUACCCAAAUUGAAAGACCCCGAGGUUUUGACAACAGACGCACCCUCUGCCUCGACUGAGAAACGCGCCCAGUUGCCUGCGCUCAUCCCGCUGUACGAUUACAGCAAUGCAGGUGUCACGAGCUCAGCCCCUCGUCCAUCUCGCACCACCCGCACAGGCCUUCGCUCGGAAUCUCGAUACAACCCUCGCCCUCCAAUUUCGCAACUUCCUCCGAACCUGACGGAUGCACAGUUGGCUAUCAUGGACCAGGUCACUAGGGAGGCCAUCGACGAAAGACUGCGAGUUCUGGAGGGUGUCUCCAGCGCCGUGUACCGAUGCAUCGAUGACUUGAUGCGCAUGAGGAGUGCCCUGCCGAUUUCGACCCCGACUGCCACAGCUACACCUGCAGCGGCCUCGGGGACGGCAUCGUCGUCGACAGUGUUGGAACCCGGGCCCCAUACUAACGUGCCCACUGCGACAACAUCCCUCGAGCAAACAAAUGUGGCAGCUGUAGUCCCUCCAUCAGACGAAGGCGGCCCAUCCCAGCCAGAGCCUCCAACCGGACCAGUGGAAAACUUGGAUGAGACCGUCGAGAACCUAAUUCCGACGGAAAAUGGAGAGCUGCGAGUGGAAUGAAAUUACGAUUACAUAUUAGCUGUAACCAGAACUUCCGCUUUCUUCUUCACCAUGAUCGGGUCUACAACAGACUUGUCGACGGUCUUGUAAAAUAGCUUGAAUACAUCGCCUAGCUUAGGAGAAGUGUUCCCCUCGUCAGCCAGAGUUUUGAAAACGUCGCUCAGAUGUCUGUCGAUAUCUGUCUCGGAAAGCAGUGUAGGCAGGUAGUAAGAGAGGAUGUCGAUUUCGACCUGUUCCUUUUCGGCCAAGUCAGUUCGGCCAGCUGCAGUGAAUUGAGUGACGGCUUCAG